Thrips palmi is the source of this 1125-nucleotide messenger RNA. Its product is annotated as transcription activator MSS11-like. The coding region runs from base 1 to 1125 and encodes 374 amino acids. NCBI's taxonomy places the organism in Eukaryota, Metazoa, Arthropoda, Insecta, Thysanoptera, Thripidae. The record is from RefSeq and is a predicted model, not a curated record. The transcript has 9 exons.
AUGUUUAUAUUGCCCCGCGCCGUCUCGGCCGACGGUGGCGCGCGGUGUGAGCUGCAGCCUGCCGCAGCCCGGCGGGGGCCUGCUGCUCAAAGGCACACUGGAACAGGUUGGCUGGGCAGCGAGCGGCAGCCGGAAAAGGGCAGCGACGGCAGUGCCGACGACUCCGACGACGCCCCCGCCUCGGUGGACACCGAGGUGGACACCGAGACCGACUCCAAGGCCGAGGCCAGGCGGACCCCCAGCACCGCCACCGUCGCCCACCCUCGGCCCAACCCUCGGCCCAACACUCGGCCCAGCGCGCAGCUCUCUAGGUCAGAGAGCGCAGUGCGGGCAGAAGGCGCAUCGGGGCGGUCAUCCGCGCCGGCGACGGACUGGAGGACGGUGCGGGACCAGCUAAAGCAAGUUUUCGUGGCGUUCCCUGUGUUUCGCACUCCGCUGCCGGACGGCGGAGUGUCCUUCUCGUUUGCGAACGCACCGGACGCGCCGACCCCGAUGGAGGUCGAUCCGAGCCCGCCCACGUUUUCCGCGUCUGACUUCGUGUACCAAAUAAUGCAGAUGAACGCCACGCAACUCGAACAGCAGUUCAUGCAGCAGCAGCAGCAACUGCAAUUGCAGCAGCUGCGCGAUCAGGAGCGGCUGCAGUUCCUCCAGCACCAGAUGCAGCACCAGCAGAUGCAGAUGGUGCAGCAGCAGCUGCAGCGGCACCUCGAGGAGCAGCAGUUCAUUCAAAUGCAGCAGCAACAGCAACAGCAUAUCGAGGAGCAGCAGUUGAUUCAAAUGCAGCAGCAGCAGCAGCAGAUGCAGGAACACCCGUGGCUGCUGCAGCCCACCAUGACGGAGCAGCCGCCGCCGCCGCCUCAGGAUCGCGUCGUUUUCACUGAGUGGACCUUGGUGCUGCACUACAAGGCGUCGCAACGGCUCGUCGAACGACCGAUCGGGCGGAUCGAGUACGCCCCGCUGACGCCGGAGCCCGGGCCGGCACCGCCCGCCAGGGACUCGGCCCCCGCCGCCCCAGCCCCCGAGACCACCCCGUCGCGCCGCUCCCCACCCCCGUGUUGCCCCUGGCCCAGCGCGCCCAGCGCCUCGGAGGGCGACAUCGUGGACGAGGACUACGACGUGUUUUAA